Molecule: messenger RNA, 3343 nt
Organism: Dendroctonus ponderosae (mountain pine beetle)
Lineage: Eukaryota; Metazoa; Arthropoda; Insecta; Coleoptera; Curculionidae
Gene: Atg14
Product: beclin 1-associated autophagy-related key regulator
Exons: 11
Coding region: 281-1672 (463 amino acids)
Biological process (GO): autophagosome assembly; mitophagy; cellular response to starvation
Cellular component (GO): extrinsic component of phagophore assembly site membrane; mitochondria-associated endoplasmic reticulum membrane contact site; phosphatidylinositol 3-kinase complex, class III
Source: RefSeq, a predicted model, not a curated record
CUGAUUGUCAUCAUGUCAUCUGGAAAACGCCAUAACAUCAUAAAUUUUACUUUAUUUACAUUCUUUGUUAUUGUUGUUACAGUGCUUUUUCCUAAUUCUUGUGUUUUCCUAACUGUUAAUCAACUUUAAACUCUCUUGAUAAAUUAAGUAACUUCUGCUAUUCAAACCCACACACUUUGGCUGCCAUUCACCGUUUAUAUCAAACUGUUUUGACAUUCUCAAAUAAUCGCUUGGCUUGAGAUCGAAUUCCAAGUUCAGUGGUAAAGUGUAAAGCAUCAAGAUGAUGACCACGUUAAGCUCUGAGGGCUCUUCCAGCAAUAGCACAGCGCCAGGAAUAUUUCACGUUUCUGGCCAUGUAUCUGGUAGCACCAGUUCAGAUGGUCAUAGAUGCCCACUGUGUAAAAAAUUCCAGAAGUGCUUCUACUGUAAGGAUUGCAUUCAAGGGGGUUACAUUGCUGCCCAUUUUGAAAGCUUGAAUAGCAUUCGCUUAUCACUCGACGACUUAACUGAGAAGAAACGGAAAAUUGAGCAAAGUUGCUUACAAUAUCUGGAAAAUAAACAGAAAGCUGACAUACUGGUAAGAGCUAGUAAACUACGUUUAAAACAAACGAAGAUUCGUCAAGUACGAGACAGGAAUCGUAUAAUAUCUUUGGCUCUGGAAGAAAAGCGACAGAAAAAAGAAGAGUUAAACCAGAAACUGGUAAAAAUGGCAGCAGAGAAUAAGGAGCGAGGUGAAAGGCUGGGGCAUUUUAAGACGAAAAACGAGAUGAUGGAGGACUACAUUUCGCGGAAACACGAAGAUUUAACGGGUGCAAAAGAGAAACUAAAUAAGCAGUAUAAAGAUCUCACUGACUUGGUUCGAUUGAGGGUGGAACAACUAUUUCAAUUCGUCUUCCCUAUUACUGAGAGCUGGAGCCAUAUCUCUUGUAGAGAGUUAGAGUCUAGUGGAGAGUCUAGUCGGCCGGCUAAAGAAAAAUGGGUCUAUGCGGAUGAUUCCAACGAAGUUCAGUAUAAAAUAGUGAAUCCUUCUUUACCGGGAAGUGGAAAUUAUUCGAAUUAUACCUUAUGGGCAAAAUGUGAUGGAGUACCAAUGUCAGAAGAUGUAAACCAAAUGGCUGGAAAUCCUGCUCUAAACAUUGCAACAGCUCUUGCCUACACCGCUCAACUACUAAACGUGUUGUCGUUUUUCUUGGACGUUCGGCUUCCGUACAAAAUAAUUUAUAGCGAGUUUAAUAGUACCACACUAACCGAGCAGCAGUUUUCGAAGAAAGUGGCAAAGUUAAACGCGAACAUUUUGUACUUGUGCAUAUCGCAAAACGUUGAAAUCAGUUCCCUAAGUCCAAACAAAACAAUACAGAACCUUCUCAAGUUGCGCAAUAAUAAAACUACACAGUUGGGCAGCCAAUUGCCUAUGGAAAUGAACGAUCAACAAGCUGAACAAUUAGAAAAACUCAUUCCCAGCGAUAUCAAGGCAACCGAUUCUGACUCGGAUGAGAUGAGCGAUUGGGAAGCGUUGCCGCAAGGCGUGCAAUGUCCUGAAGCCGCUCCCGGACCAGCCACAGUGCCAACAAGCGUUAUGAACUCUCAGCAAGCAAGCAGUCUAGCAGGGGGCUUGGUAACCAGUGCCGUGGCCAGCGUGGCUUCAAUUUGGAGAGGAUUUACUGGGCGGUAGUUUUUAUGGUUUAUUUUCGUACUCCGCAGGUUUAACUUUAUUUAGUAAAAUUCUCAUUGAACUGGAAUACGCAGAGAUUUUUUCUGUAAUGCUCACAAUAAGCCACGAUUAUUAUCGGUCAAUAGCGUUUUAUAUUACUUUAAAUUUAAUAUUAAGGAAGCAGAGUGUGUUUGUUUCUGAAUUGAAUCGGCGACUCAUGCAUAAUUGUCCUACAAAAUGUACGGUGUUUGUUUCAGUGGGAUAAAAACUUUUUAUAUCUGCAAUCUGUUCCGUACUGUUCACAUUUUUUUAAAACAAUUACACAGAGGAAUGUUACUUUGUGUAAUCUUGUCAAUAUUUUUAAAAAGACAAUGUUCUAAAACGUGUGAGUUCAAAUAUAUUACACCUCGUACCUGGAAAUAUUAUGAAUGCUCUUAAAGUCAGAGCAAAUAUAUUGGAGUACUUAAUGGUGGUAAGGAAUCACCGAUUCAAUUCCAAGCGAAAAUGUAACUCAGAUAUGUCCGAUUAUUAAUUUCUCGUUUAUUUAACUUGCCCGAAUCAAUGGGGCGCUAAUACAGAAUGUAGCAAUUUAAUUCGAAACCAUAAAAAUGUCCUAAUUGCUAUUGAACUUGAAGUGAUAGUAAAAACGGACGGCUAACGGCCUAGUCGAAAGCGACAAGUUAAACAAAAUCAAAUAUUUCAGUCUGUAUCUAAUCCAAAAUCCUGCUUCACUUUUCCUAGAGUUGAUUGAGGAAUUGAUUGUUCAUUUCUGUUGGCAUAUAAGUUCCUUUCUGAUACAGGAAAUAUUCAUUUUGUGUUGUCGAACUGUUCAUGCAAGCGUUUUGCGAAAUUUACUAGUCGCUAUCUAUACGCAUGCUACUUUUUAUGAAAGAAUGAAAAAUCACUUUUUUAUAUAUAAAAGUUUCUUUUUUGAGACAAAGUCAAAUAUAAAAAGCGAGCCAAAUGCUUAGGGGUUCCAGCCGAUGAUUCACUUUUAGGUCAAACAUUGGUUAAUUUUCACUUUGAUAAAAAAAAAAAGAUCAACUGAGAUUUAGGAGAAUGAAGGCCAACUGUGUAUCCUUUGAAGACGCUUCAUUUUGGAAACAUUUUGAUUGGAACUCAUUCAUUAAAUGGGGACAUCUUUAAAUUGCACAGCUAAAUUAACCAUGUUUUCUGCAAAUUAAAUAAAAUUGUAAGAUGACUUUCUUAAACGCUAAAAUUUUGUUUUCCUAAAUAGUGAGUUCUAAGAGCGUAUCCUCAAACUAUAGUGCCUAAUUUCGAGCACUGAAUUAUUAGAAACUUCGCUUUCUAUUGAUUUCAAUCAUUUGAAAAAAGUUUGAUGAGCGGCAUAAAAAUCAACGAUCUGAGUUAAUUGACAUUGUUGAUUGUACAAAUUAACAUAGUAGGUAAAUUAUAUUUAUUUUCCUUUGACCGUAGUUUUAAGUUAAUGUUACAUGUUCUGAAUACAACGUUCGAAGUGCUUCUCGGAUCUAUGAGGUUGAUUGAUAAUAAGCAAAGUACCGUAGCUUAAAUGAUGUCUGUAGUAAAAAUAUUUGAGAUGUUACGAAUCACUUGCAUGCACGGAAACCCGUUAAAUCGGCGCCAUGUUUCACAUGUUAAAGCUAAUAGAUCACCAUUCUUAUUUAAGGUAAUUUAAUAACAAACUAUACUUAAUGAAAUUUAUGCAUAAUA